Molecule: messenger RNA, 798 nt
Organism: Phymastichus coffea
Lineage: Eukaryota; Metazoa; Arthropoda; Insecta; Hymenoptera; Eulophidae
Gene: IscU
Product: iron-sulfur cluster assembly scaffold protein IscU
Exons: 4
Coding region: 136-630 (164 amino acids)
Biological process (GO): iron-sulfur cluster assembly; intracellular iron ion homeostasis
Cellular component (GO): cytoplasm; mitochondrial matrix
Molecular function (GO): ferrous iron binding; 2 iron, 2 sulfur cluster binding
Source: RefSeq, a predicted model, not a curated record
UGGCGGCAAGUCGAUCACGCAGGAAGUUAUUCGCAGUCAGUCACUGUUUUUGCUACUGCGAAGAAAGUUGAUGAAUAUUGGUAGUGACUAGUGUGAAAGGAUUUGUUGAUUAAAAAUUUGCCUUUGUUGAUUGCUAUGUCUCUGUGGCGAGUUCUACCACCCAAGCUCAUUGAAACAUCUAAGAAUGUUUUCGUAAAUACAUCUAGUCUUUACUAUCAUCCAAAAGUUUUAGAUCACUAUGAUAAUCCUAGAAAUGUAGGAAGCCUUGAUAAAAAUGACAAAAAUGUAGGCACUGGUUUAGUUGGAGCCCCAGCAUGUGGUGAUGUUAUGAAACUCCAAAUCAAGGUUGAUGGUGAUGGUAAAAUCAUAGAUGCUAAGUUCAAAACAUUUGGAUGUGGUUCAGCUAUUGCAUCCAGUUCACUUGCUACAGAAUGGGUCAAGGGCAAAACUGUAGAUGAAGCUUUAAAACUCAAAAAUACAGAUAUAGCUAGAGAAUUGUGUCUUCCACCAGUCAAGCUGCAUUGUUCAAUGCUUGCAGAAGAUGCUAUCAAAGCAGCUUUAUCAGAUUACAGAAUCAAACAACAAAAUCCAGCUAAGAAUGAUAGCAAAUCAGAAUCAAAUAAAGAAUGAAUCUUAAAUCUUUGACUUUAUUAAAAAGAUUGUAGAUUAAUUUUUUUCUGAUGUGUAAAGCUUUAUAUUUUAUUUAUACUUUAGUGUUGAAUAAAAUUAAAAAUAUAACAGUAUGUUGAAAUGUAUAUUUUGAAUUAAAUAAAACAUAUGUACUAGUUUGUAAUUAAA